AUACAGAUAAGGUAAAGAGGAAGGUGUCAGUAUGAACAUGCUGACAGUCCUGGUGGUAGUAGGCACCUUGUGUGCUCAGAUUUACUCUGCUCCAGCACCUAUCAAAACCCCCCUGUCUAUUACAUUCCCAGGGGAGAUACGCAAUGACCUGACUGACCUGCAGCGGGCUGAGAGGUACUUGCAGCAGUUUGGAUACAUGGCCCAAGAACAAGGUGAUGAUGAACAGGUGUCACUAAGGAAAGCACUUCGUCUCAUGCAGAAGAAGCUGGGACUAAAUGAGACAGGAGAGCUGGAUACAGAGACUAUGGAUACCAUGAAGAGUCCUCGCUGUGCAGUUCCAGAUAUUGGCAACUUCAACACAUUUGAGGGUGAUCUAAAGUGGGAUCACAAUGAUAUCACAUACAGGAUCCUAAACUACUCCCCUGAUUUGGAUCCUGAUGUGAUAGAUGAUGCUUUUGUUCGUGCAUUUGCAGUCUGGAGUGCAGUUACCCCUCUCACAUUUACACGUAUAUAUAAAGGUGUUCCUGACAUUGAUAUCCUGUUUGGAUCUGAGGAUCAUGGGGAUCCCUACCCCUUUGAUGGAAAGGAUGGUCUCCUGGCUCAUGCGUAUCCACCAGGUCAGGGGGUGCAGGGAGAUGCUCACUUUGAUGAUGAUGAGUUUUGGACUCUUGGAACUGGAGUGGUGGUAAAAACACGGUUUGGUAAUGCAGAGGGAGCUCAGUGCCACUUUCCUUUCACAUUUGAGGGUCAGUCCUACUCUUCCUGUACAAGUGUCGGACGCACUGAUGGACUUUUGUGGUGCAGCUCAACACCAGACUAUGAUAAGGACCGCAAAUAUGGCUUCUGUCCUAGUGAAUUGCUAUUCACAUAUGGAGGCAACAGUGAUGAGAGUCCCUGUGUAUUUCCAUUCAUCUUUGAUGGACAGACCUAUAACAGCUGUACCACAGAAGGGCGCUCAGACAAGUACCGCUGGUGCAGUACCACAGCCAACUAUGACAAGGAUGGCAAAUAUGGCUUUUGCCCUAAUCGAGACACAGCUGUGAUCGGAGGAAACUCACAAGGAGACCCUUGUGUCUUCCCAUUCACAUUUCUGGAAAAGACCUACAGUGCAUGCACCACUGAUGGUAGAGGUGACAGGAAGUUAUGGUGUGCUACCACCUCCAGUUAUGAUCAAGACCGGAAGUGGGGCUUUUGUCCAGACCAAGGAUACAGCCUCUUCCUGGUGGCAGCCCAUGAGUUUGGCCAUGCCUUGGGCUUGGAGCACAGUGAUGUCCGUGACGCUCUCAUGUACCCAAUGUACAGCUAUGUGAGUGAUUUCCACCUUCACAAAGACGAUGUGCGUGGGAUACAAUAUCUUUAUGGUGCUAGGACUGGUCCAGAUCCUACUGCACCAGUGCCCACUGACAAGCCAGAGACUACAACAUUAACCACAUCCACAACCAGUGUGACCCCAAGUGUGGCUCCUGUGGACCCUGCAAAAGAUGCCUGUAAAGUGAAAAUGUUUGAUGCCAUUGCAGAACUGAAGGGAGCACUUCACUUCUUUAAAGAUGGACUCUACUGGACUGUUUCUGACAAAGGCGAGGUGGCUCAUCAAUCCCCACUCCGUAUCUCAGAAGCAUGGCCAGAACUACCAUCCAACAUAGAUUCUGCAUUCCAGGAUCCCACUAGCAAAAAAAUAUUCUUUUUCUCAGGACGCAAGUUUUGGCAGUACACUGGUAGCAGUGUUUUGGGUCCACGAAGCAUUGAAAAGCUGGGCCUGGAGAAAGAAGUAGAGAGCAUUCUGGGUGUGAUUCCUCGUGAUAAUGGAAAAGCAUUGUUAUUUAAUGGAGAAAAAUAUUGGAGGCUGGACGUGAAGGCACAAACUGUGGAUAAGGGCUACCCACGAAGCACAGAUGAAGAUUUUGCUGGAGUUCCUUCUGACUCUCAUGAUGUUUUCCUAUACAAAGGUAAAUAUUACUUCUGCCAAGAUCGUUUCUUCUGGCGCAUGACGUGGCGCAAACAGGUGGACAAAGUUGGAUACGUCAAAUAUGAUCUCCUGAACUGCCCAGAGAAUUAGAAGUGAAAGCACUCAGAAAUAUAGGGCAGUGUGUAACACAGAAGAAGAGAAGAAGAAUGUGGUGGCACUUUACAAAUAAAUUAUAAUAAUAAUAAUCACCAGUAUGGGGGAUAAUAGGACAGGUUUCCAUUAGGACAAGUGGGGGCGCAGGACGCAAUUGCCCCAAGAUAAGUAUCCCUUGUAAACUUCCUUAUUCUCUAACUGAGAAAUAGCAAAUAACUGUAAAUUAUUGUAUGCAAUGUCUUCCAUGUACAGUAGUGAUGCCACAUAUUCAUCUUAUGUAUAUGUGCAUACGAUUUGUACCUGCCAGGUGCAGGCUGUGAGAGAGGUGUGUGUGUAUGAUGAUCAGAUGUUGUAGCCAUGGUGCGAAACAAGAGAUUUCUAUAAUAUAUGGUUUUCUAUUCUAAUAAAUAAUAUUUCUCUCUGA
Messenger RNA from Bombina bombina (fire-bellied toad), 2483 nucleotides. It is a transcript of the gene MMP9, whose product is annotated as matrix metallopeptidase 9. The coding region runs from base 32 to 2056 and encodes 674 amino acids. Gene Ontology annotation, cellular component: extracellular matrix. NCBI's taxonomy places the organism in Eukaryota, Metazoa, Chordata, Amphibia, Anura, Bombinatoridae. The transcript is spliced from 13 exons. Gene Ontology annotation, molecular function: zinc ion binding; metalloendopeptidase activity. The record is from RefSeq and is a predicted model, not a curated record. Gene Ontology annotation, biological process: collagen catabolic process; extracellular matrix organization; proteolysis.